GUGGGUAUAAGUUUUUAUUAGCGUCUGAAGUUCCGUGUGCGGAGGGUAGCAGGCAACAGGAGGGAGGGCCGGGUGGGCGUGUGGGGCUGCGGGCUCAGUCGGCACGGAGCCUCGAGUCGCGCACGCCGGCCUCACGCCGCACCCACGCUCCGCUACUCGCAAAACUUUCACGAACUUUUCCAACGAGAAAAAGUGCGCAGUGCUCUGAACAAAAUUGGAUGCAAAUUAGUUAGCAGCCAUCUGUGUGGUGUGUGUUUGUAGCAGAGAACACAGUUCUAUUUGGAAUGAUGGAGUUUAAUUGAAGCAGAAUGGUUCUUGCACCAUGAGGACGCGCAGCGAGCUGGGAUUCCAAGCCUCCGUUUGGGGAUGCGCCUGAGUGGAGCAAGUAGCAGGAUGGCGGCGCACGCGACCUCGCGCGUUUUCCUGCUGGCGCUUAUGGUGCUGUGUCGAGAGGGCGUGUCGAGCCUAGAGCUGCUGGAGCUGCGCGUGCCGGCGCACGUGCCGCUGGGCACGCGCCCGUCGCUCUCCUGUCGCUGGCAGCUCGGGCCCACCGACGUGCUGUACUCCGUCAAGUGGUACAAGGACGGCAAGGAGUUCUUCCGACACGUGCCCAAGGACACAGAGCCGCGCAGGAAAUUCCCGCUGCCUGGCGUCGAUGUCGAGAGAUCGAGUACAAAUGGGGCUAACGUAACGCUCUUCCCGGCGAUCCUGGAGACAGGCGGGCGUUACCGCUGCGAAGUGUCCGGCGAGCGGCCGUUGUUCCCCACGGUGUCCGACCACUCGGACAUGACCGUCGUAGCUCUUCCGAACCACGGGCCCACAAUCACAGGGUCCAAGCUUCGGUAUCAGAUCGGCGACCGAGUGCAGGUGAACUGCACGUCGGGUCGGUCGCGGCCGGCGACGCGGCUGGCAUGGUACGUGAACGGCGAGCCCGCGCCGCCCGCCGCGCUGCAGCCGCCGGUGCACGAGACGCAUCCCGACGGGCUCGAGACCACCAGCCUCGAGCUCGACUUCAAGGUCAAGCCAAAGCACUUCAGAAGAGGGGAUUUGAAACUUAAGUGUCUGGCAACGAUAGCGACAGUGUACUGGCGCAGCAACGAAGAGAGCGUGCAGGGCGAGCGCAUGAAGGGGUAUGCGCGCUCGCGCGAGCUCAGCGAGGGCGCGUCGCGCGCCGACCGCGUGCAGGCGGCGGGCAAGCACGGCGCCGCGCCGCGCGCGCUGCCCGCGCUGCCCCUGCCCGCCCUACUGCCUGCGCUCGCGCUGCUACUCGCGCACGCCGCCGCGAACCCCACUAUGCGAUUAAACACUUAAAAGGCUCGAAACGACAACGCAGACACUUCCUAUGUGUUCGGAUUGUUAAUGGUGCAAAAACGAUCAUUCUGAUUAGAUAAACUAAUUAUUGUAAAAUACGCUUGAUUCUGUGUUGCUAAGUAAAUAAACACUAACGCGUGAGAUAUGUGCCAUUGUCGAAGUAAUAAUUAUUACCUUGUUAUUCUAUCACCUCGGAUUCCAAAGAUUAUUGUUUUACCAAGAUUUUAUUUAACCAAAGUGGAGGCAUUUUGUAAUUAACAUAUCAAAAUCUCUUACGUAUAGGUACAAUAGGUACAUUACAUUUGCGUUAUUAAGGGUAAUCUAUACGUAUCGAAACGUCGGUAAGUAAUUAAUUACGUAGCAGUUAUUUGUGAUUCCAAUUAUGAGACAUACAUGACAUAUCAUUAAAAUCAGGUUUCAAUAAUGUACUGCAAUAUCGCUUAAAAUCCGUCACAACAUUAUUUCCAAAGAUGUUGUUAUGUUACUGUGUUACUGCUUUGUUCGAUAGGCUGAUAUGGAACUGUACGUUAAUGCAAUAUCAAUUUAUUUUAAUGUUUUUUUUUUCAGCACCUUGACGCGAUUGAAAAAUAACCAUAUUUAUUAUUUUCUGUUGCAUAAAUCGGGUUACAAGUAAUACACAAGUCGCGUCGCGUCGUUUUUAAAACUUGAUAAGCGAAUAAAAUAAAUUUCUUUCACAUUCUCUUCAGGUGCUUCCUCCUUUAUUUCUGCAAUAAAUACAGCCGCCAUCACAUCUAUCGGAGCGGUCAAGGCUCUCACAAAUAUCUGAACAUGCCUCUAUUGUCAAGACAUUAGAGUGCCUGUUCAGAUAUUGUGAACACCUUGGCCGCUCCGAUAUAGCCUAUGACGACUGUACAUACAAAUAACGUAACCGGUGUCGUCGUUCAAAUUAAUAAAUAAUUACGAGUAAAAUAUGCAUCAUUUAAUCGAUCACAAUAUACUGUUGUAGGUACAUACUUACAUUCUGUGUAUAUUUUAGUAUUGAAACGUGUUUACGUACCUAUAUAAGACUUAACAUAAUUUUAUGUCAUAAUAUGUAAUAAUUAGCUAGGAGAGGAGCCCUUUAUUUAACGAUAUUGCUCGCUGAAUCCAUUGGGUGUCGAUCGUGGUAAAUGCCUACAUUGUUUUUGCUAUUCGGAUAAAAAAUGUUAUCGGAACCUCACAGUGAAACUUGGCAAGUGUGGUCCCGGAAAAAGUUUUAUGUUGCUAGCAAUAUUGCCAGUGAACUAAAACGUAAAACGACGUUGAUAUUUAAGUAGGUAAGGCAAUAAAUACUGAAAGGAAUUAUUCGCACUUAAUAAUAAUAUUACAAUAAUAUCGCAGUCAAUUCCAAAGUUUCGGGCAGUAAAUAUUGUCAGUUUCCUAAUGUAGUCAGGAAACACGAGUUUCUUCAUAUUUUUUACCAGCACUUACUAGGCCACGUCUAACUUUGUUUCGUUUGAUAACUAAUAUGAUUGCUUAAACAUUGAGAGCGUUUCAUGAAACCUUAUAUUACAAUUACAAGUGAUUUUAACUCCUAUUAGGUAUUAGAAAGAAUGCUCCGCUUGUAUUAUAAUACAAGUUACAAGCUUUCUUGAAAGAGCCCUCUGGUCAACAGAAACAAAAUUCUUAGUUCCUAACUAAAAUAUCGUAUGAACGCGAAUCAGGCCUUUUCGAAGUAAAAUAUACCUUUGUUGUCAAAAUUAUGUUAUGGUAGCUCCACAUGAUAUUGCGAUUGCGAUAAAAAAUAAGUUAUACGUGACUUGUUAGGUAUUUUAAAACUGGUCACUGACGUUUCAUAAGUUGAAUGUUGCUCGGAAUAUUUUGUUCCUAUAGUUCGUUUUUUUAGCAUUAGAAAGAACUUGCAAGAAGGUAAGACAUCUUGACAUGUCUUUUAAAUUUUUAAUUGAAAAACGCUUUUUAAAAAUCAAAGACUAUUACUUAUGAAGGCAAAAGAAUAUAAAUGAUUGUAUUAGAUUCAUAAUUGUUACAUAUUUGCCGUGACUUAUUUUUAAAACGUGUUUUUCAAUUAAAAGACACAUCAAGAUUGUUUACCUUUUUUCUAAUGCUAAAAAAAACGAACUAUAACAAAGAGCUUUAUCUUUAUCCGUUCAAGGUUCACGUUGACUAACCAUCGAAAACACUGGAUAAAAGUGAGCGACCUGUUAGGUAUAAUAUGUCUGAGUCUCGAGGGAGUUUUAUAUGUAUAGUCCGUUUUUUUUAGCAUUAGAAAGAACUUCGCAGAAGUAAGCUUGUGGUUCCAAAUCCGGCACUUUUAGCGGUAAUAAUUUGAAGUAAAUUACAUGUAUUGACCAUGCUACAUUAGAUAAUUCAAUAAUUAUUGACAAUUAAAGAGCCUGAUAAAAACUGCACGCUUGCUUCUGUGGAGUUCUUUCUAAUGCUAAAAAAAACGAACUAUAGUUAACUACCAAUAUAACUAAAUAGCAUUACAGUAAUUGCUAAUUCUAUGAAUAUACAGUUGAAUAUUGUACAGGGAUGUAGAAGAUUAUUGAAUUGUCAUUUGGACAAAUAAAUAGAGAAAUUUAGAUCGAUAUAAUAUUAUACUGUGUUAAGAACUCGAAGAAAUUUAAUAUAAAAAUGUAAAUUCAAGGGAUGUUUUUUAAAUUUAUUGACGUGAUAUCAGUGAAUCAAACUACAGCUUUUUUCUAUUCGAUUUAGUUACAUAAGGGGCUAUCCAUAAAUUACGUCAUCGAUUUUUGACGAUUUUUGAAUCCCCCCCCCCCCUAUAAUCAUCCAAAAAUCAUGCUUCAAAUUACCCCAUUUCCUCCUACUUCAUGCUACCGUCAUCCGAUGUCCAGACCCCCCCCCCUAAUUUGAAAUGACGUAAUUUAUGAAUAGCCCCUAAGUAAAAAAAAACAAAUUUAUAUAGGCUAGGUAACUAAUGCAAAAUUUGCUGCAGAUAACCUUAUGCAAAACAAAGGGCAAAAUUUACGUAUUCAAAUGUUUAAAAUUGCCCUCUAUAACGAAACUGCCCCUAGUGUCAUUAAAUACCAACUACUUAAAGGAAUUUCCAUGAAUGAAUAUGUUUGU
Cydia fagiglandana is the source of this 4359-nucleotide messenger RNA. RefSeq lists its product as uncharacterized. NCBI's taxonomy places the organism in Eukaryota, Metazoa, Arthropoda, Insecta, Lepidoptera, Tortricidae. The coding region runs from base 367 to 1311 and encodes 314 amino acids. The record is from RefSeq and is a predicted model, not a curated record. The transcript has 7 exons.